AUGGCAUCAAUUGAAGACCUAAAAAACGCUUUAAAAGAAACAUUAGAAGCUAGAGGAGUCCUUGGAGACCUUAAAGCUAAAAUCAGAGCAGAAAUAUUUUCUGCCUUAGAUGACAGAGAACCUUCCAGACCUAGACUCAGCCAAGAAAAUGUGCUAAUAAAUGAACUAAUCCGCGAGUAUCUCGAAUAUAAUGGAUAUAACCAUACCCUUUCAGUCCUCGUUGCAGAAAGCGGCCAGCCUGCUCAGUCUCCCUUUGAUAGAGCUUUUAUAUCAAGAGAGCUUAAAAUAUCAGAAACAAUGGAAUCCAAAAGUGUCCCGCUCUUAUAUGGAAUUCUUAUUCCUCCCAUCUAUAAAUAGGCAAAAGCCUAAUCUAAAAAUUUUUUGUAGGCGCCUUUAAUAAUGAAUCAAAAAUUUAAAAUAUUUCUAUUUAAAUUAGGAUUUCUUAAUUUUUUUAAUAUAUAAUUUAAUUAUAAUUACAGUGUCUAAAAAUCCCCUCAAGCAUUUAUAAAUAAAAUAUUUAGUAUAUUGCAUGUCUAUUCAUUUUCAUCUUAAAAAUUCUAAAUACAACAAAAAUUUAUAAAGUUUAUUUUUUAAAUUUAAGUUAUACCCCACACAAAAAACGUUUUAGAAGCAGAUGGGGAACUUUAGAGGGCUAAGACCAAUAGUUGCAGAAGAAAGAAAUAUUGAAGUUAGCAGCACGAUGCCACCUAAAAAAGAAGUGAUUUUUGCUGAUCCUCAGCCGUUUUCUUUUACUAAAACAAAUUAA
Messenger RNA from Blepharisma stoltei, 766 nucleotides. The record is from the annotation of a GenBank genome assembly. NCBI's taxonomy places the organism in Eukaryota, Ciliophora, Heterotrichea, Heterotrichida, Blepharismidae.